Molecule: messenger RNA, 705 nt
Organism: Phalaenopsis equestris
Lineage: Eukaryota; Viridiplantae; Streptophyta; Magnoliopsida; Asparagales; Orchidaceae
Exons: 3
Coding region: 63-401 (112 amino acids)
Source: RefSeq, a predicted model, not a curated record
CCCUCAGUCCACUCCCUAUCUUUCCCCGCGGUUUUUGCUUUAGAGAUUCCUUCAACGAAUCAAUGGAGGGGAGUACGGAGGGGACAAAGGUGGAUUGGAUGUCAGUACCGGCGUUCGGGGACUGGGAAAACCAGAAGGGGAUGCCGGAUUACUCAUUGGAUUUCUCCAAACUUCGACAGAUGCGGAAGCAGAACAAGUCCGAUUACUCGUGCAUCUCCAUUGGAAACGAGGAAGAUCUUCGUCACGGAUCCAAAAAGGAUGAGGAGCUCCAUGACCGAUCCAAGGUCGCCUCCGACGUCUCUCUUUCAGGCGCCGCUGUAACUCCGGCGAUACACCACCAGCACUCUCCCUCGGGGAGGAGAAAGCUCACGAGCUAUUUCGUUUGCUGCACCGGGGCUUGAAGUCUUCUUCUCAUGGGAAAAAAUUUGCGUACGUAAGACGUACGCAGAAUUGUGUACAUAAUAGAGGUUAUAUGAGCGUUAUAUCAACAUUAUAUUCGCAUUAUAUCCCUUAUAAUCUCCAUAUAACUUUCAUGUAACUACAUGUAAGCUACAUAUAUGUGAAAACAUAAGCAUGGAACUUAUUUGUAAGUUCAGGUAGGUUACAGGCUUCAUUCCCAAUAUUAGUACCGCUUGUGUCCUUUAUUAUUAUUUUUUGUUACAACAGUUUAUAGGCCCUUGUAAAAAAGAUUUGUUAAGCUGCAAA